This is a messenger RNA of Teleopsis dalmanni, 697 nucleotides long. RefSeq lists its product as uncharacterized. Lineage: Eukaryota; Metazoa; Arthropoda; Insecta; Diptera; Diopsidae. The record is from RefSeq and is a predicted model, not a curated record. The transcript has 4 exons. Gene Ontology annotation, molecular function: protein binding. Bases 136 to 594 code for a protein of 152 amino acids.
UGAUUACAAGUGUUAAGUUUGAAUAAAGUACGGAAGAUAUAGUAGUAAACAACUAAUAGAACUAAUUCGCAUUUGCGAACCUUAUAAAUUCAUCAGUUAAAAGACGUGAACCUUCAUUUUAUCACUGCCUUCAGAAUGUAUCUCGGACGAGUACUAAUUUUUGCUUUAAUCGGCACUGUAUUCUCGGCGAAAGGAAAACGGUCGCUUUUGGAACCUAUCGAAUUCAGUCCAUGCGGAAGCCGAUGUUUAAGAUUCUACCGUUGUAGUCCAUAUUUCAAUGGUGAUCCUGCUUGGGGUAUUGUCGAUGGUGUCUGUAAAGUAUUUUCAAAUGGCUGUACGUUAGGCAACGUUAAUUGCAGUCGUAUAAAUGAUUGUCUAAAGGAAGUUAAAUCUGUUGAAAAAAAGGAAUGUCAAACUUAUUGUCCUGAUUGUACUAAUAUUGCAAAAGAUCCUGUGUGCGGUUACUUCUAUUAUUACGCAGGUGCAGAAACAUCCACUAUGACUUCAACAUUCGAUAAUCGGUGCGAAAUGGAGAAAUGGUCCUGCUGGAAUGGCAUACCUUAUAAUGACGCAACACUAGGAGCUUGUGCAUAAGUUAUUUUUUUUAAAUUCAUAUUUAUUUGAUAAUAAAUUUUUGUUUGCAUCUACAGCAAAGAUUAAUUGAAAGUAGAGUAAAAUUAUUUAUUGUUUCAUUUUU